GCCCCGCCGCCUCCGGGCCCCGCUCCCCGCAGGCCUUGCCGCCCCCCCGCGCCCCGGGGUCCCCGCUGCCCUCGGGCCCGGCCGCCGCCCGCCCCCCGCCGGGCGGCCCCGGCUCCGUCCCUCCCCGCCGCGGCCAGAGGCCGGGCAGGGGAGGGGAUGCUCCGGCCGGCCCCCGCGGGGCGGAGGUCACCCGCCUCCCCCCGCCCUCCGCCCGUGGGCGCCGGCUCCCUCCAGCCGCCGCCGCUCCGGCCCCGCACGCAGGGGGAGGCGGCGGGGCGCGUCUCCCGGCGGCGGCUGCGCCCGCCUCGCCGCCCGCCCGCCCGCCGCCGGGGAGCCGCGGCGGAGGCGCAUGGAGACAACGGCGGCCGCUGCGGGCUGGGUUCUUUUCUUCCAUCUUCCUCUCAUCUCUGGAAGCUCCAUCCGUAUUGGAAUAGGAAGCAAUUAUUCCAGUCUCUAUGAACAGAGCAUUCUGCCGUGUAGAAAAGAACAACUACAGUGUGGUGACGGACUCUGCCUCUUGAACUGGCUGCGCUGUCACUAUAAGAAGGACUGUGGCAGAGACUACAUGUCCAUCAAGCUAACAUGCUCAAAAGUUCACCUGAACCAGAGCAGCCCAACCAGUGAAUUCCCCAGCUACGGUGAAAAUGGAAACGAUACCAGUUUACUUGUUUCACCCCUUCUGGUGGCUGGAGUAGUGAUCGGACUUGUGCUAUUUCUAUCCUGUGUUACAAUCAUUGUUGGCAGUCUGCGAAAGGAUGGACGGUUAAGACACCCACAUCUCAGGAGAGAUGCAGUUUAUGCUCCAGAUGGUUUCUCAUAUGGUGGCUCUUUUGGAGAGCUGAGAUCCACCUGCAUGGAGGAGUUUCCCCCAGCUUUUGAUUUUGGUUCCUAUCUGGAUACACUUUCUCAGGUCAACGUCAUGUAUCCUGAUUCACCUCCAUGCUACGAUGAAUGUGUGGGGCCAGGAGCAACACAAAUAUAUAUUCCCACAGAUGAUCCCCCCCCAUAUUCUCUUACGGACCCUUGUCAAAGAAAUGAAAUAUCUAUAAACAUUAACCUGGAAGAGGAAGCAGCAUCUGGGACUACAGGACAGACUGCAAGUUAUGCAGUCAGGCUGCAGGACUUGCCACAGCCCAUUUCAUCCAUCUCUUUGUCGUCUCUUACUCUGGAGGCUGCUCCCCUAUACGAGACAGUGGUGUGUGAACAGAAUAUCCCCAUCCCACUUGUUCCCAUGGAAGUACUGAAAAAUUCUUCCACUGACUAUCAGACCCUACUGAACCAAAUCAAAUGAAUAAAAGUGGCUCUGUCCUUCAAUUCUUCUGAAGAACCCAGACCAACAAAAACAUUUAAAUGGAAGAAUAAAACCUCUGAAAGUUUUACCUAUUUUAUAUCUUUAAACAGGGAUGCAACAGGAUUUUAUUUUUCACAGUGAAUUUUGAAAGUUUACCUAAACUCUCUUUGUGCUUCAAAGUGUUCCACAUGACAUCACACAGCAUAAAAGAGCAGCAGUGACAAGCAGUGCAUCCAACUGUUUUGAAGCCUUUCAAACUACAUUGAAAUCAGCCACUCUUAAUGUAGAUACAUGUUAUCCAGUCAAGGCUACUUGUUGAUUUUAUGAUACUUUGCAUGUGUUAGAGCAGAAGGAAAAAGAAGAGCAUUUUGUUGUCUUUGUAGGUAUCACUAGUAUGUUUCAUUCAGUGUCUUGGCAACAAAGCAUUUUUAAAUAAUUCUUUGUCUAAAUAUGUCUUUCAGUAGACAGAGACAGAACACUGCCUGCAAAACAUGACCAUCGGUACCAUAUCGGAGCAAAAGAAAAAGGAGAAUAAUAUUUUGAUAGUCACAUUUGUCCUUUGGAAAUGCCAGUAUCAGGCUUUCCAAACCAUUGCAAAGCCUGCUGUAAGUCUUCCUCAAAAGAAACCAGCGGCAAGUGAAGGACAGGUGGCAAUGGAUCCCCAAACACCAAUUGGUUUUACCUAGAGAAGCUGUACUACAGCUGUGUGCAGGCCUGGGAGCUGCAUGGCCUUCAUGGGGACUUGAUAGAGCCAAGGGAAGGGCAGUGUCUGGAAUCCCAGAAGAUGCUUCAUGCCAAUUCUUGUGCAUGACUGCAUCCUCAGGCACUAACUGGUCUCUUCAGUAAGGAACCUGUAGUGUUACAAAAAACCUUGACCUCUAGUAAUUGCAUUAGCGUGAUGUAAAUAAUAGACGCUGGACUUGGCACACACAGUAACAGAGAACCUCACUUUGUGCAGAAACCUCUUUUAUUAGGCAUGAUCCUUUUCACUGAAAUUUUGCUACCCACAAAUCUAGCCUUUGGUGAUAGACCUGGACUUCUCACACAUUCAGACGGUAAACGCAUACAAGUUGGAGAUGCACGCUAGUGGGAGCAGGAGAGGUAAACUGCAGAUGUGAGAGUUUAAUCUUACAUGUUACAUAAGCACCCUAUCUCUACAUAAGGACUAAACUACAUGUUCCACCAGUACUAGUUAGCAGAGUUAUCAGGGCUCAUCCCCACUAAGUCUCUUAUGAGGUAUUUUCACUGGAAAAAAAAGGUAUUUUUUUUUUUACACUGAUAAAAGGGACUUCAGUUUACUACCCCCACUGCAGGAUAUGUAAAAAUGAGUAUAGAAAAUAUAUAACUGUGUUUAAAAGGAAGCAUCAUCCAAAUUAUUAAAAUUGCACUUAGAUCUGCUGUAAAUACUAAAUAAUUUUCAACUGUAAUCAUCAUUCAACACUCCAAAGAUUGACACAAUUAUAAUUAAUACUUAGAUGGGAAGUAAUUAUGUGGUUCUUUCUGCUGUAUACAUUAUACCAUUACUGAGUCAUAUGCACAUGAUGAGAUAAGGUAAGUAUGCAUUUUUUGCUAAGUAGAUGAGACUAAGUAUGUAUUUUGCUAAAAUAACAGAAUUCUUUUGCAGUUCAGCAAGAUUUUAAAUAUUCUCAGUAUACUAUACCCAAAACAACAAAAAUUAACGGUUUUGCAUUGCAAAACUGCUGGCAGGCAUUGCCAGAAUGUAGGCUGUAUUUCACAUUUGUAAUUUUAAACAGACAGAACUAUUCCUCUGUAUAUAGUACUAGUGUAAACAGUUUUGUGAUAUGCAAAGUAUCCUGCAAUAAGAGAAGGCAUCUAAUAGGGGACAGAAACUAAAACCAACAUAGAAAUGUACCAGUCAGUUGUAUUGGCAGGAAAAUAAAAAGUAAGGAAAGCACAGAGGUUUGUUUAUUCAGAUUAGGACAUCGCUGUAUCUUCCUGCAGCUCUUGGAGACCUGCCUAGAACAGGGUAAGGCACCAGGACCAGAGACCUGCUUACUUUAGGCUGCUAUUGGGGAGGUGGAGGGGGAAAUCUAAUAAAAAAAAUUAGAAGGCAAAUGUGAUAUUUUAUUUUUCCUGAAAGUGAGUAUCUUUUUACCUGUAACAUGGCAAACCUGAAGGUUCUUCCAAAGCACAAGCACAGAGGGCUUUUCACAUCUGGCAGGCAAGCCUCUACCUGGUUACAGAUGCUUACAGUUUCCGUGCAUUUUGGGAAAUCCUUUCAACCUGCUUGGCUUUUAACCUGACAGUGAUUUCAUGACCUUCCACUAACUUUCUAUCUCUGGUUUACAAAAUAAACUAAUGUUAAGUAGGCCUCUGAUGAAAAUGAGAGAUUUGUAUUUUACCUCAUGAUAGAAAUGCAUUGCUAAGAUUAUACAAAACUAAUCAAAGUCUUUCUUCAUUUGAUAACAGUUACGCAUCCAUAGCAUUGCGAUCUGGAUUGUAUGUAGCAGCAUUGCUUACAGAUAGCUGUUUACUCCCUCUUGUGGUGUACUGCUUUAUAAAGUCAAGUCAUCUAGUCAUCACGCUACACAGGGUUCACAAUGAGGGACUCGUCCAUCACAAUAAUCCCGGCUUCUUUGUCAUACAGGUAUGGAAGCCAGCCAAAACACACACUUCCAUACUGUAACAUUUUUCUCAGUUACCACUAUAUAUGUUAUGUCAUUCAUUAUAAACAAAUAUAUAUAUAUAAAAAAACCACCAACCUGUGAAUUACAAGCAGAGUAAUACCUUCAGUGAUACCUUACCACGAUCACUUGCAAGAGUGGCUUAGAACUUUCUACUCUUGCUAAUCUUUUUAACUAGGUGAUAUCCAACAAAGUUGUGGGGAAAAAAGCUUAUAAAUCAAACCCAUAUAUCUCUGCAAACAGACAAUACUAGAAAGAGAAGUUUCUAGCUCUAACAGCUUGAGCUGCUACUGCUGGAACAGUGUUGAGAUUUCUUGUAAUGAUGCAGGAAGAACAUAUUUACGUUUCUUGGAGAAUAUUUAAGAUCCUGGAUAAAUGUCAGCAAAGUUGACAGACUGUCUCCUGAUGUUCCUCUUAAGAAAUUCAUAUCCUCUUAUCAGAUUUUAUCCUAAACUCUCGCAUAGUUUUAGUGCCAGUCCCAGAACAGGCUUAACACAGGCCUUUCAUUUGUUACAUAAAUAAUAUCAGAAAGAAACUGUUCGGACAUGCUGUUUCUUGCUAUGUGAUAACAAUACUGUAUUUCUGUAGUCAUCUCUUUGCUUUGAUUUUUCGUACACUGAUCUUUACACAAAACUUUUAGUAAAGAACAUAUAUGGAUUCGA
Phalacrocorax carbo (great cormorant) is the source of this 4598-nucleotide messenger RNA. The record is from RefSeq and is a predicted model, not a curated record. NCBI's taxonomy places the organism in Eukaryota, Metazoa, Chordata, Aves, Suliformes, Phalacrocoracidae.